Rotaria sp. Silwood2 is the source of this 1047-nucleotide messenger RNA. NCBI's taxonomy places the organism in Eukaryota, Metazoa, Rotifera, Eurotatoria, Philodinida, Philodinidae. The record is from the annotation of a GenBank genome assembly.
AUGCAAAUCUUGCUGCUUGCUCUAUUUGGUUUCAUUUCAUUACAUUUGGGUGUCAAUACUGAUGAUACUAUCGUCGUUUAUUCAUCAUCCAACAAUCAACAAAAUUUACAACAAAUAAUAAAUUCUAUUUCCAAUAAUGCAACUAUAUUGAUAAAACCUGGCAUCUAUACAGAAUCGCUUAUUAUUGAAAACAAAAUUGUUAAUUUAAUUGCUGCAGAAUCGAAUCAAGUGGUUGAGUUUCAACAGUUGGCAAACGAUAUCAUUUUAUUAUAUCGAAACGGUGGUGGUGGUCAAGUAAAAGGAAUAGCUUUUACUGGAAUAAAUGGAACAGGUAUAAGUGGUUCUCGCAAUAGUCAAGAAGGACCUCCUGGGAAAAUUGAUAUUUUUAAUUGUACCUUUCAAGAUAUUGGAAAUGGCAUAAUUAAUCGAUUUUCUCUUAUUUCAAUCGGUAACCUGAUUGUUAAUCGAGCACAAUGGUUUUCUAUUGAUCUGCAAGGUCUUCUUGGUGCUCCAGGUACGACUGUUCAUGAUAUUUUCAUUUUAGACAGCGGGAAUGGAUUUAUUAUACGUGAUAUCAAUUGUGCUGCUUUGAUUUUUUGGAAUAUUGUCUGUCGUAAUAAUGAAAAAUGUGGCCUCAUUAUUUUUGAUACAUUGAGUGGUCCAUUGACAAUAGCUGAAAGCACGUUUUCGGUAAUUGUUCGCGAUAGUCUCAUUACAGAUGCACAGCCAACAUCCGGUAGCAAAAUCUACGGUGACGGAUUUGUAGCAAUGAAGAACAAGGAAACGAUCGAAUUACGUUCAAGUACUGUAUACAAUAAUUUUCGUUCUGGUGCGAGCGCAUGGGGCAGUACAUUGAAAUUAACAAAUAAUCAGUUUCGUGGCAAUGCAUUCGAUUUGAACUAUGAAACUAUGGAUGGUAUUGCAGGCAGUUUUCAGGAUUCAUCAAGAAAUAUUUGUUAUGAUGAUUUUCACGGUAAAAAUGCCUGUCAUGCUGUGUCGUCAUCAGUAGAAUCUCCUCCAGCUCUACCUCCGUUAGGUUCACCAUAG